CAUUGUCCAUACAACUUUGUUGCUAGUGUCGGUUAUGACAGGAUUGUAAAUUCGUGUUUUUUUGUGACUAUUCCGUGUGCUUCGAUAAAUCAUGUCUGAUCUGGACGAAUACUACAUAAGUGUCCUUCGAUUAGUGAAGGAAGCAGGCUCGAUCGUAAGGGAAAAAAUUAACCAACCUAAAGAUGCAAUGACGAAAACCUGCGAAGUCGAUCUUGUCACCGAAUGGGAUCAAAAGGUCGAGAAAUUGUUAAUCGAUGGAAUAUCUUCCAAAUUUCCAGAUCACAAAUUUAUCGGAGAAGAAGGUAGUUCACUUGGAAAUAAAGUGGAACUUACGGACGCGCCAACAUGGAUCAUUGAUCCGAUCGAUGGUACGAUGAACUUCGUGCAUACUCUGCCCCAUACUUGUAUAUCGAUCGCAUUGGUUAUUAACAAGGUCACUGAAAUUGGUGUUGUUUACAAUCCGAUUUUGGAGCAACUCUUCAGUGCCCGUAGGGGUCAGGGUGCAUUUUUAAAUGGAGCUCCUAUUUCUGUUUCUGGAGAGAAAGAGUUACGCAAAGCUCUUGUAAUGAUGGAAAUGGGUACAAGUAGAGAUCCAGAGAAAAUGAAAGUUGUACUGGAAAAUGCAAAUAAUCUUAUUUCACAAGUUCAUGGAAUACGGUCUUUGGGAUCUGCAGCUUUGAACAUGUGUAUGGUUGCGCUCGGUGGAGCGGAUGUUUCUUUUGAAUUUGGUAUUCACGCUUGGGAUGUCGCAGCUGGGGAUAUUAUUGUAAGAGAAGCUGGUGGCGUAUGCAUAGAUCCAGCAGGUGGGUCAUUCGACUUGAUGAGCAGAAGAGCUUUAUGUGCAUCAACAUCAGAGUUAGCACAGGAAUUAGCUAUAGUAUUAGUUCAGUAUUACCCCGAGCGUGAUUAAAAGUAUUAAAGUAUUAAGAAAAGAACA
Messenger RNA from Habropoda laboriosa, 937 nucleotides. RefSeq names its product inositol monophosphatase 1-like. Bases 92 to 910 code for a protein of 272 amino acids. The transcript is spliced from 6 exons. Gene Ontology annotation, molecular function: inositol monophosphate 1-phosphatase activity. Gene Ontology annotation, biological process: inositol metabolic process; signal transduction; phosphatidylinositol phosphate biosynthetic process. The record is from RefSeq and is a predicted model, not a curated record. NCBI's taxonomy places the organism in Eukaryota, Metazoa, Arthropoda, Insecta, Hymenoptera, Apidae.